Aspergillus udagawae is the source of this 1023-nucleotide messenger RNA. RefSeq lists its product as uncharacterized. NCBI's taxonomy places the organism in Eukaryota, Fungi, Ascomycota, Eurotiomycetes, Eurotiales, Aspergillaceae. The transcript has a single exon. The coding region runs from base 1 to 1023 and encodes 340 amino acids. The record is from RefSeq and is a predicted model, not a curated record.
AUGGCAACCACCACACAACCAUCCACUGCUGACGCAGAUGAGAUCAUGCGCCUGGCAGUGGAACGAUUCCGCAUCAAAAUGGAGUCCUCUAACCGGCAAUUCCUCCAAGACCGGAUCGAGGAGAUUGAAGCGAUGAACCUACCCACCGAAGAGGAAAAACUUGUAAAGAUGCGCCCCUACUGGCCUAAUUUGGGAAUCAAGGGCGAGGAUUCUUGGAAUGAUUGCGCCCCAAUAGGCCCUGUCCGUCAAUCUCGCGAGGAGAGAAACGUCACUCGAUUGGCCGACGUUAAAACGGUAUACCACGAGUACAUGGAUGGCAUCCAGCCGCCAAGGCUGUUGACAGAGGAGUGGCGUCAGAUGUAUCUGGACACCGUCCAAAGCGUGUGUGAUGAGGCCGCCUUUCGCGAUGAGGAGGACGAGGAUUUCUCAAUCCCGCUCUGCCAUGAGCUGGGUUCCUUUAUCAAGUACGCCAGUGGUGUCCAGGAUCCGGAUUUCCGGCGCUCAGGCAUAGCCCCUUUCGGACCUGUUUUUGUAUCAGAGACCCAGGACUAUGCAUUUAAGGAUAACCCGGCAGUACUUGCAUUGCCGCCCCCUAAUAUCUUCGAGGCCCGAGAAAGCCUGAAGUAUUAUCUGCAAGAAUUCCUCUGUGAUGAGAGCUUCGUUGCUGGGACUGUCGACGAAGACUUGGAAGUGAGAGUCGGUUUCUUAACCGGGACUGGCUGUCGCUGUGGACAUGAUAAAUGGCACAGCGCCUAUCUGUACUGUCGCCGGUUCGUCGAGGACUCCGAUCCAAGCCAUAAGGACUGGGCGUGGCGGGUGGUCAUUUUCCAUGCGGACGGCGAGAAUCCUACCAUGCUAAACGGGCGGAAGCCAAGAUUCGAUUCCAUCCCUGAGUUUCUGGAAUGGUACAGUAGCUGGCUGGAACAUUCGGAUCUAGAUCAAAUUCGGAAGGACGUCAUGAAACCUGAGUAUGAUAGUGAUGAGGACUACUCGCCAGCUUGGGGAUUCGUUUACAACGGAUAG